AUGGGCGCCGAUAUACUGGAAGUUGAUCACUUGAUUGUCGGAGCAGGUCCUGCUGGGGCGUCACUGGCUUGUUUUCUGGGGAAACAUGGACUGAAAGGAUUGAUCAUAAGCUCUUCUCCGUCUUCGGCGAAUACGCCUCGCGCUCAUAUCAUCAAUCAGCCUACGAUGGAAUGCAUUCGCGACUUGGAUAUGGAUAUCGAAAAUGAGUUCCUGAAGCUUGGGUACGCCGGCCCCGAGAAAGGGCUUACCCGUUGGUGCAGCACUAUGAAAGGGAGAGAAUUUGGUCGGAUUCAUUCGUGGGGCAGUGGUCCCAAGCGAGGGGGCGACUUCGAACAGCACAGCCCUUGCACGCAUCUGGAGUUCCCUCAGACCCUUGUGGAGCCAAUCCUGCUCAGAUAUGCCACUCAACAUGGAUUUCCUUGUCGCUUUAGCACUCGACUUACCCGGUUUGACACUUCAGCAUCAGACUCGGUCCUUGCGGAAGUCGAAGAUCGGAUCUACGGCAUAACCCAGAAAAUCAGGUGCAAGUAUCUUUAUGGAGCAGAUGGUGCCAAAAGCAUCGUCGCCCAACAGCUUGGACUACCAAUGUCUGUCAAACCGAGCCAAGGGAUCGCGCUGAAUGUUCUGCUUCGAGCUGAUCUGUCGGACAUAAUGAAAUCAAGAAUUGGGAAUCUGCACUACGUCAUCCAACCAGAUGCGGAGCAGCCUGACUUUGCUGCGUGGUCGAUCGUGAGAAUGGUCAAGCCAUGGUAUGAAUGGCUAGUGAUCAUGAUGUACAAGCCAACUUGUCCGGCAGAUUUCAUGCCUGAGAAAAAGCAGGUUGAGGAUCAGGCCAAGUCCGUCAUAGGUGAUGCGUCAAUACCCGUCGAAAUCCUCCGAGUAGACAAGUGGAUCAUCAAUGAGACUGUAGCAGAGUGCUACAGCAAAGGCCCAGUAUUUUGCCUGGGCGAUGCGGUGCAUCGACACCCUCCAAUGAAUGGGCUUGGAUCGAAUACCUGCAUUCAAGAUGCUGCCAACCUAGCAUGGAAGGUUGCUCUGGUCGAAAGGGGCCUCGCGGGGAGAUCCCUUCUGGACAGCUACACCGUCGAGCGGGCACCAGUAGGGGCUGGAGUGGUUGGCCGGGCGAAUUCCUCUCUUAGGGAGCAUAUACCUAUCUUUGAAUCUCUUGGGUUUCUUAAUCCGUCUUUGCGGGAACGGAAGCAACAAUUGGCCAUCCUGGACGAAGUAUCCGAACGUGGCCGACUUCGCCGUCGGCAACUCAUCAACUCGAUUGAUUAUACGUGUCACGAGUUCCUGGCGCAAGGAUCCGAUAUGGGACAGCAAUAUAAGUCAUCUGCCAUCUUUCUCGACGAUGCAGGAGAGCCUCCGAAGCCACCUUCAGAUCCGGUCUUAUAUUACGAACCCCAUACAUACCCUGGGUUGAGACUGCCACAUGCCUGGCUGAACACGAGCAUUCCACAGAAGCCGGUGUCUACAUUGGAUCUGAGCGGCAAAGGCCGAUUCACUCUCUUUACUGGCCAUGGAGGAGAAAUGUGGCGGGACGCUGCUGCCAAAGUCAAAGAAAGCCUGGGCUUGGAGGUGGCGGUGUUUGCGGUCGGCUUUGGUCUGGAAUAUGAAGCCGUCUAUAAUGACUGGUAUCAUCGCCGCGAAGUCAACGAAGACGGAUGCGUCUUGUUGAGACCAUGCCUGCUCCAUCAGAAUCUCAGCCUACCAUCAACGCGAGGACUGGUGGCAGAAUUGCCAAAAAGGGGACCCAACAUCCUGCUGCCCGUCGAAAGAGAGACCCAUAUACAACGCACGCCUGCAAUCGAUGCAAAGCCGCCAAAUGCACAGCAUUUGCCAAGCUUCCUGGUGGAAGAGCAGCAGCAAGAGGACAAUGAAGACUACAUUCACGCAUCGCUGUUAGCGCUCCUUGAGCAGCAAGGCCACAAGCUAGACCUCUUGACAGGGCAAAUGGCAAUGCUGACCGGCGCUCAAAAGCUGCCUGGCCCACCGAGUUCAAGCGAGCACGGCUUCGAGACAGCUUAUAAAAAGGCAUUGCCAUUGCUCUACAGCCAAACGAGCUCACUGUUUUGCAUAAAUGUGAUCGAUACUGGGGACCAAAGGUUCGACGGUUCCUACAAGACAACGUCACAGCCUGCCUCAUCGCCAACGUCAACGCCGUCUCCUUUCUGGAUCAUCCAGGGCGAGAUCAUUGAGGGGGAAUGGAGCGACAUGGCGGUGAGCGAUGCCUCUAAGACUUCGAGCUCAGCGUCGCAUAUGCACCUGCCUCAGAUACUCUCUCCUUCGAGCUUGAUCCACCCACUGGAAGAGCUGGACGACAACCAGAUUAUGCAAACCAUAGAGUCGUAUGGAGUUCUGGAAGGGCUUAUGUAUCCCAUUGUCGAUACGACCAACAUUAUUCGAAUAGCGGAAUGCUUCACGGAUGCUCGAGCACGUUACUCGAAUCAAAGACCACCCGAGUCCCAGACAUUAGAACUAUGCCGGAGUGAUCUGACCAUUCUAAAGCUGGUGUUAGCGACAGGGCUGCUUACAGAAGGCGAUAUGCACAAUACAAUGGCACUGAGGCUUUUCCAAAGCGUCCAUUCAGAGGUAGAGUCAAUGCUCUGGAGCGACACUGUGGACCUGAAAGAUUUGGUGUCAAUGACAUUAGUGAGCAUUUUCUAUCUACGUCGCGGAAUAUGGCGUCGCGGAUGGCGCUUCCUAGGAAACGUCACACGAAUCAUUCUAGAGCUCGGGUUGAAUCGGGAGAUUGUGCUCAUUCGCUCCUUCCCCGAUGCAUCAACUCGUACUUGUGCCAUUAACACCAUCUGGACAAUUUAUGUUCUUGAACGCCAGCUCAGCUACGGGCUGGGAGUAGCAAACGCUGCUCAAGAGCUCUGUCUCGAGCCAACAUUUCCGCGGCCUCUUGGUGCAGUCUUCUUAACAGCCAUGGUCGAGUACGCGCGGAUCGGAAAACAAGCCACUGAUGAUCUCUUCUGUGAUAGUAGAGACACGAGACAUCAGCUGCUACAUAACUGGCAAGAAAAGUACGCAUUUUUCCAAUACCAACUUGAACGGUGGACGCAAUACACGUCUAGCGACUUGGAACAUACCAGCGCCAAUGAGAAGGCGGGAGCAGCUCUCCAUCUAGUGCGCACAACCCUCUCCUUACGUGCAAACCAUCUUCGAACCCUUAUCUCCCGAGCAUUUCUCUGCACAACUCUCCGUGACGCAGCGCCGUCAGACAUUUGGACCACAUCUGUGGACGUGGCCGCAGACACAGUGCAGAUAUUGGCGGGGCUGGAUCAUUCUACAAAGGAGUACCGGUUCCACCAGGCCCUCUUCAACCAUUUCCUCAUCUCGGCUUUGGAUGUCCUGCUUUUUGCGACCACUUUCGGCUCUUCGAGACGUGGAAAUCCUUCUGCAAAUGGCAGCGAGAUAAUCAUAACGGAAGAAGCUCAUCUCAAAGCUCGACAAGGCUCCUUGGUCUCGCUGAACCUUCUUCGUACUCUGGCGGAGACCACACAUCAAUCGAAAUAUCUCUGGGAACGCAUGCGAGGAGUGACAGCUCAUCUGCAUUUGAACAAUUAUUUGUUUACUACUGCGCCAGGCUCACGUCGUGCAUCCAGUGGAAUUGCAGGCCCCGAACUCCCAGGACAAGCUGCAGCAAGUGGGCCAGCCGACAAGGCAAGUACUGAAAACUUCGCUUCAAGGGCGGAGCAAGCAAAUAAUAAGAGCGUGGGCCAAAGUGAUACCAACACUGCAGGACCGAAGCAUUCUCGCCCGAUAGAGAAUUACGCUGUCUGGGACUGGGGCGGAGGCUCGCUCCUGUCAGAGUUUGAGUUUCUGCCCGAUACAAGCUCACUUCGACUAUUCCCUUGA
Cladophialophora immunda is the source of this 3864-nucleotide messenger RNA. RefSeq lists its product as uncharacterized. The transcript is spliced from 12 exons. Gene Ontology annotation, molecular function: DNA binding; zinc ion binding; FAD binding. NCBI's taxonomy places the organism in Eukaryota, Fungi, Ascomycota, Eurotiomycetes, Chaetothyriales, Herpotrichiellaceae. Bases 1 to 3864 code for a protein of 1287 amino acids. The record is from RefSeq and is a predicted model, not a curated record. Gene Ontology annotation, biological process: DNA-templated transcription.